Messenger RNA from Miniopterus natalensis, 5538 nucleotides. The record is from RefSeq and is a predicted model, not a curated record. NCBI's taxonomy places the organism in Eukaryota, Metazoa, Chordata, Mammalia, Chiroptera, Miniopteridae.
GGAAAUCCUGCCGGGUUUUACCAUCGCUCGCUCAUUUAUUUACUUUGCGGUCUCGGCUUUCAGGGAACAGAUAAAUACUAGGUGUCCAUUAGGAGGGCACGUGGGCCUGGAGGCACAGCUAAGCGUUUUUUUCUUUAACUUGUCACCAUAUCCUCCGCACGUGCAGAGGUCAGGCAUAAAACACGAUGAAAGGAAGGUGUCAGUGAUAUGACGACUGGACUCCGGGCACAGCCAUCCAGGGCGCAGUCCCCGUACUUUCUGAUGGGACGCCAGACACCAGCCUCAGGGAAACCCGGGGAGCGUCGCAGGCUGCGCGCUGGAAGCUGUGAUCCGGGUCAGUAGCGGGGUUUCGCCGCGGCCGCAGCGACCCAACCCCACCGGACAGGCUAAAGGGGCCCAUUUUGCAGCUCUCAAGUUUUUGUAGAAUGGUGUAAACAAUUGUCACAAUUUUUCAAGAAACAGAAAGAGUUGCACCUUCCUCCUCCUAAUAGAACUUUUAUAGUUGCAUUCAAUGCCUAACGUUGCAGAAGCAGAAAGGGCAAAUGAUUCUGGAAAUGGUGAGCACAAAUCCGAGAGAAGGUCUCCUGAAGAGAACCUACAAGAUGCUGUACAGUCUUUUUGCACACAUACCUCAGGAGCACCCUUGACUCCCAAAGGAGAUGGUCAUUAUCCGUGGAGCUGUCCAGUGACCCAUACUCGGGAGAAAAUUUAUGCCAUCUGUUCAGACUAUGCCUUUCUCAACCAGGCAACCUCAAUCUAUAAAACUUCAAAUCCAUCUCGCUCUUCUUGCCUCCCCGAUAGUACCUCUUUAUCUGCUGGAAAUAAAUCAUCAAGAUACAUUGGCAUCCCAGCUAGUACAUCCGAAAUCAUCUACAAUGAGGAAAAUAGCUUAGAAAACUUAUCCAGUAGCCUGGGCAAACUACCUCUCGCAUGGGAAAUUGAUAAAUCUGAAUUUGAUGGGGUGACCACAAAUGUGAAACACAAAUCAGGCAAUGUAAAGAAACAAAUUUCCAAGAAAAAGCCUUCAGAUAAAAAAGGAAGGCAUCAAAGGGAUUGGCCUCAACAGUCUCCUCUUGAAGAUAUCAAACAGCGGAAAGUAUUAGACCUCAGACGAUGGUACUGCAUAAGCCGACCACAAUAUAAGACUUCUUGUGGUAUCUCCUCAUUAAUUUCUUGUUGGAAUUUCUUAUAUAGUACAAUGGGAGCUGGAAAUCUUCCACCUAUUACCCAAGAAGAAGCAUUACAUAUUUUGGGCUUUCAACCCCCAUUUGAAGAUAUUAGGUUUGGCCCUUUCACUGGAAAUACAACACUUAUGAGAUGGUUUAGACAAAUUAAUGAACACUUCCAUGUAAAAGGAUGCUCGUAUGUUCUAUAUAAGCCUCAUGGAAAGAAUAAAACAGCUGGAGAAACUGCUUCAGGAGCCUUGUCGAAGUUAACUCGUGGAUUGAAAGAUGAAUCCCUGGCUUAUAUCUAUCAUUGCCAAAAUCAUUACUUUUGUCCAAUUGGCUUUGAAGCAACCCCUAUUAAAGCCAAUAAAGCAUUCAGCAGGGGUACCCUCUCACCACAAGAAGUAGAAUAUUGGAUCUUAAUUGGAGAAUCAAGUAGAAAACAUCCUGCUAUUCACUGUAAAAAAUGGGCAGAUAUUGUUACUGAUCUAAAUACUCAAAAUCCAGAAUUUCUAGAUAUCCGGCACUUGGAGAGGGGGCUACAGUAUCGAAAAACCAAGAAGGUUGGGGGAAAUUUGCAUUGUAUUAUAGCAUUCCAGAGACUUAGUUGGCAAAGGUUUGGCCUUUGGAACUUUCCAUUUGGAACCAUUAGACAAGAGUCACAACCUCUAACACAUGGCCAGGGAAUUGCCAAAUCUGAGAGUGAAGACAAUAUCUCCAAGAAGCAUCAUGGGCGCCUGGGCCGGUCUUUCAGUGCAAGUUUCCAUCAAGACUCAGCAUGGAAAAAGAUGUCCAAUAUUAGCAUUUGGUUAAACCAGGCGCUUAAAGGAGUCCGAGAUCGCCAUGGGAACUCAAUAGAAAAUGCUCAUCUUCUCACUUUGUUUCAUCGGCUCUGCAAACUCUUAUUUUUUCGAAUUCGCCCUAUUUUUGUGUUUGAUGGGGAUGCUCCACUAUUGAAGAAACAGACUUUGGCUAAGAGAAGGCAGAAAAAGGACUUGGCAACCAGUGACUCCAAAAAAACUACAGAGAAGCUUUUGAAAACAUUUUUGAAAAGACAGGCUAUCAAAACUGCAUUAAGAAGCAAAAGAGAUGAAGCACUGCCCAGUCUUACUCAAGUUCAAAGAAAAGAUGACAUCUAUGCUUUGCCACCUUUACAACAGGAAGAAAAAAAUAGUUCAGAAGAGGAAGAUGAAAAAGAAUGGCAAGAAAGAAUGAAUCAAAAACAAGCAUUGCAGGAAGAGUUCUUUCAGAAUCCUCAUGCAAUAGAUAUUGAGUCUGAAGACUUCAGCAGCUUGCCCCCUGAAAUAAAGCAUGAAAUCUUGACUGAUAUGAAAGAAUUUACCAAGCGAAGAAGAACAUUAUUUGAAGCAAUGCCAGAGGAGUCCAAUGACUUUUCACAAUACCAGCUCAAAGGCUUACUUAAAAAAAACUAUCUAAAUCAACACAUAGAAAAUGUCCAAAAGGAAAUGAAUCAGCAACAUUCAGGACAAAUCCAAAGGCAAUAUGAAAGUGAAGGGGGCUUUUUGAAGGAGGUGGAGUCGAGAAGAGUGAUCUCUGAAGACACUUCACAUUACAUCUUGAUAAAAGGUAUACAAGCUAAGAAAGUUGCAGAUGUGGAUACAGAGUCUUUUCCAUCUUCCAGCAAAAUGCACAGCUUGUCUUUUGACAUAAAGUCAUCUCCAUGUGAAAACCUGAAGUCAGAGAAAGAGCCUGAUGCUACCCCUCCUUCUCCAAGAACUGUACUGGCUAUGCAAGCUGCCAUGCUGGGAAGUAGUUCCGAAGAGGAGUUGGAGAGUGAGAAUCAAAGGCAGUACAACAAGAGGAAUGCAUCUGCUACUGUAGAUGAAGGCUCCGUAUCACCACUGACUCUCUUGGCUAUUCAGAAAGCUCUUGAUGAUGAUGAAGACGUGAAAGUGCAUGCUGGGAAUGAUGUGCAGACGGGAGGGUCAGUAGCAAAAAAAAUGUCUAUGAAUAGUUCUGAUGAAACUGAUGAAGGACUUAAAAUGAGAGAUGGAAAAGGAAUGCUGUUGAUAACAGUGCCUCAUUCAACCCCUGUGAACUUUGUAGAGGAGCCUGUGACCAGCAUUAAUGAAAAAGAGCAGGCAGACUCAGCUCCUUUGUCAAGUACUGUCUUUUGUCAAGGCAGUGAAUCUAGCAUUCCAAAAGAACAAACAUCAUUUGUUCACAUGGUUAAUGAAGCCUUUCAGACAAGUGAUGAGCCUACUGUUAAUGAUAGGAAAGAUCCAAUUCCUUUAGAAAAUACAGUGGUUAUACACAUGGGCGCACCAGAGCUCCACAGUGGAGGAGAACUGACAACACCUCCUGUAAGUUCAAGUUCUAUAUCAAGGAAUGAAACAUAUACCAAAGUGCUUGAGCUACAACAAGAUCUUUGUCCAUCUGAGAAUAAAUACGAUUCUUCUGUUCUUUCAAGUGAUGAUGAAACAGAAUGUGAAAAAAAUCCUGCUUCUGAAGUUAUCGAUACUGUCAGUUUGCAGGAAACGAGUAACACACUAAGUGUCCCUUCAGAAGCAAUAAGUAACUUAAAAAAUGUUAAAGAGCAUGAGAAUUUCUUGAACACCAUUGAAGAACGUGAGACGAUGGAAUCUUCAGGCCAGGAUUUAAUUUCACCUCCAAAGUCCACAGAACCAACGGAAAUUGACUCUGAAGAAAGUGAAUCUGAUGGAAGUUUCAUUGAAGUACAGAGUGUAAUUAGUGAUGACGAACCUCAAAUUGAGUUAGCGGAAGCUUCCAAACCUCCCUCUGGACGAGGUGAAGAGGAACUGACAGGAACUACGAAAGAAGAAGCAACUGGUGACUCUGAGGGCCCUCUAGGAGACAGCUCUGAAAGUGAGCCCUUGGGUAUUGAGCAACAUGAAGAAACUGAAAAGGAUGCAGAUGAUUCGCUCAAUGAAUGGCAAGAUAUUAAUUUGGAGGAGCUGGAAACUCUGGAGAGCAAUCUUUUAACACAACAGAAUUCAUUGAAAGCUCAAAAACAGCAGCAAGAACGGAUUGCUGCUACUGUCACAGGACAGAUGUUUUUAGAAAGCCAGGAACUUCUUCGCCUGUUUGGAAUUCCCUACAUUGAGGCUCCCAUGGAAGCAGAGGCUCAGUGCGCCAUUCUGGAUCUUACGGAUCAAACUUCGGGAACAAUCACUGAUGAUAGUGAUAUUUGGCUGUUUGGAGCACGGCAUGUCUAUAAAAACUUUUUUAAUAAGAACAAGUUUGUAGAAUAUUACCAAUAUGUGGACUUUCACAAUCAGUUAGGAUUGGACCGGAACAAAUUAAUAAAUUUGGCCUAUUUGCUUGGAAGUGAUUACACAGAAGGAAUACCAACUGUAGGUUGUGUUACAGCUAUGGAAAUUCUCAAUGAAUUCCCUGGACAUGGCUUGGAACCUCUCCUAAAAUUCUCAGAGUGGUGGCAUGAAGCUCAACAAAAUAAGAAGAUAAGACCUAAUCCUUAUGACACCAAGGUGAAAAAAAAGUUACGGAAAUUGCAACUCACACCUGGCUUUCCUAACCCAGCCGUUGCAGAUGCUUACCUCAAACCUGUGGUGGAUGACUCCAGGGGAUCGUUUCUGUGGGGGAAACCCGAUCUUGACAAAAUUAGAGAAUUUUGUCAGCGGUAUUUUGGCUGGAACAGGACAAAGACAGAUGAGUCUCUGUUUCCAGUAUUAAAGCAACUGAACGCCCAGCAGACCCAGCUCCGAAUUGAUUCUUUCUUUAGAUUAGCUCAACAGGAGAAACAAGAUGCUAAGGGUAUUAAGAGCCAGAGACUUAGCAGAGCUGUGACAUGUAUGCUGAGAAAAGAAAGAGAAGAAGCCAGUGAAAUAGAAGCAGUUUCUGUUGCCAUGGAGAAAGAAUUUGAGUUCCCUGAUAAGGCAAAAGGUAAGACCCAGAAGAGAAGCAUAGCAAAUAAAUGGAAAGAGUCGUCAAGCCUGAAAAGAACGAGGCUUUCCGAUUCUAAACCGGAGAGUAAAUGUGGUGGGUUUUUGGAGGAAGCCUACCUCUCACAAGCAUCUGGUGCAUCCUCAAGUGAGGAUGCAGAGUGUUCAUCUUUAAUGAGCAUGCAGCAGGGAAAAGCAGCUGGAGAGACAAAAAUCAGGUCUUCAGAUUUGCAGAACACAGUGAAACCUGAUCCUGUAAGGGAUGAAGGUGCCACUACAAGCAGCUCUAGUGACGAUGAUAGAGGGAAAACAAAACCAGUCCUGGUGACUGCCAGAUCUGUGUUUGGGAGCAAGAGGAAACUGAGAAGCACAAGAAGAAGGAAGAGAAAAACCUAGUUUAACAUGUGUUCUCUGUAAUUGGGCACAACUUACACUGUGUAAGAAAUUUGUUGUGAGGAAAUAAUAAAAUUAAAUAUAUCUGCACAGUC